GGGCUUAUGAAAAGCAUGAUUAUUGCAUUAAUAUUGCAGAAAUAUAUUGCAGAAAAAAUAUUGGAACACAUUAGUGAGGUGAAUCAGCUGGUCGAGGCUCAGUUUGUUUAUCGACGAGUCCAGCUGAUGGACACUGCACCCACAGCAUUUCCAACAGUGUAUCCACCUUCAGUACCUUCAGAUGGGGAAGACUACCCUUACUUUCAGGACAAACCAGACAAAUAUAGCUGUAAUCAAUAUGUUAUCAAAAACAAAACUCAUUUAAUUUAUGGUGGAUAUGAGGGAAUUCCUGAAAAUUUAUUAAUUAACUUCUUAGGCUGGAUUCUGCUGCUGUGCUUGUUCACUGUACUACGAAAAAAGGCCUGGAAUUAUGGGCGUUUGGCACUCGUUCAGAAGUAUGAGAGCAGAACAAAGCAUCUUGGCUUCAGUCAGUACAAUGUGUGGACACAACUUUUCUAUGGUAAAGAAACUGACAUGGGAAAGGUUGCUGGUGAAGCAGACUCUGUCUCAUCCUUGGAAUUUAACAUGCACAUAGACAAGGGUUUGUUCUCUUGGAUUCCAGCUUUAUUUAAAAUUAAAGAUGAACAAAUUCUAGCCAAGAGUGAGAGAGAUGCUGUCAGUUACCUGUAUUUUCAGCGUCACAUUAUUGUCUACAUGAUGAUAGUGUGUGUUAUCAGCAUUGUGAUUGUCUUACCCAUCAACUUCCAAGGAACUCUAGAGGGUGGACAGAAGGAAUUUGGUCACACCACUUUAGCAAACCUUAACCCUCAAUCUCGACUCAUGUGGGUACAUGUUACUCUGGCGUUCCUAUUCUUACCACUUGGGAUUUUUUUUACUCGACGGUUCUCCAAGAAACUCGAGCUUCGUGAAGUCACAACCAGUGUUUCUCGCACCCUUAUGAUUACUCGUGUACCUCGAAGAUCAUGCCACAAAGACACAAUUUUAAAACACUUCCAAGAGGCUUAUCCUGAAAUUGAUGUACAAGAUGUUCAGUUUGCAUACAACAUUAGAUCCCUCAUCGCUUAUGAUAAAGAGAGGUAUGUGCCAGAAGUGGAUGCUAUUGAGUAUUAUACUGAGGAAGAAGCACGCUUGGCCAACCAUGUUGAAAAUGAGAAGAUUAAGGCUUUGCAGCAACCUACGGGAGUGGCAUAUGUGACUUUUGACACAAUUGAAAAUGCAAAGAAAGUAAUGCGGGAUCACAAGAACAAGUGUGAUUGUUUGAGAGUUACCCCAGUUUCUUCAGUUUCUGCUGAAUUAAAACCCCAUAACUGGAUCAUCCGAGUUGCACCAGCCCCUGAAGAUAUCUACUGGGCAAACCUUUCAGUGACAAAUCGCCAUUGGUGGCUGAAAGCAAUUAUUCUUAAUAUCAUGCUGUUUGUGGUGCUCUUUUUUCUUACAACACCUGCUGUUAUCAUCAAUGGUCUGGAUAUUAUUCUUCUCUCAGAGAAAAUCCACAGCAUGAGUCCGGUUUUGUCGGAAUUCCUGCCAACUCUGCUACUUUGGACCAUGGCUGCACUUAUGCCUGUUAUUGUGUCUUAUUCAGAUCAGUUCAUGUCUCACUGGACACGCUCUUCAGAAAACCACUCUAUCAUGAGAAAGACUUUCGUUUUCCUUCUUUUUAUGGUCAUUAUUUUGCCUUCACUUGGCCUGACCAGUAAUCUAGAGCUAUGUACAUUAUAUAUGGUGUUCAAACAUCUGGUGGAUAAGUAUAAUAUCUACUUUGCUUAUGGUCCCUCAAGAAUUAGCAGAAACAUUCACACAUCAGCUAUCAAUUUUGUGAUAGUAUCCAUCGUCUGCUUGCAGCUCAGCCUCCUAUUUUUCUCUAUUAUUCGACAAGGGUUGAAAAAGGAUAUAACUAUAUAUAGCAUUGUCUUACUUAUUAUUACAUGUCUAGUGUUUAUCACUCACAAUGCCUUCCACUGGUUCAAGGAUCUUAGCCCUGUGGAGUAUAAGAAAUUUGGUGAUGGUCAAUCAAAUGGUGAUAUAUCAGUCAGUGAUGAUGGACCCGAAGAAGAAAUUUCAACAACAGAAGUGGCAUGUAAAUUUGUGCCUCCUGUCCUUCGAGAUGCCCCCACUGGUGUUGAAUCCAGUUAUUCCUUCAUCCCCCAGCCACGGAGUUAUGGAACACGGCCUCGGGAAGAGGAUGGAUUCACAUUAGAUAAUGGCACUUUUAAGCAUGGAGAAGAUAGCCCCAAAUCCCAAGAGAGAGAACAAGAUGACCUCUACCAGGACUAUUCUCAGCCCAGGGUAACUACUGUCAGUGCUGAGAUCAAUGUUCCUCCAACAAGUCAACCUCACACAGAAGAGGAAGAGGAGACUGUAUAUACCCGAGCAUCACCCCAACAGCCUUCCCCUACUGUGAUUACUGUUGAUGGCACUGUAGCUACUGCCUCCACACCACCCGUCAUUCACAGUAACCAAAGACACUCGUACUCUGGUCUUGAUAACAGUGCCCCUGCCACUAAUGUUUAAGUUAGGAUAUAAUCUCCUUUGAUAAGUAAUUGGUUAAUUAUUUACUUACAAAGGAUUUAAUAUACUGUAUUGUAACGAAUCGCUUUUUCAGAUAUGUAGUCACUUGUUUUGUAAGUGCUUGUGAAGAUGAAGACAGAAUUUACCAAUUUUGUCUUUCAUUGUUGUAACACCCAGCAAAGGUUUGUCAGCAGUGACAGAGAUGUUCCAUUACUGAAUUGUGGAGAUAUUCUCCUGAACUGUGGAGAUGCCAAAGAGAGAGAGAGUGUGUGUGUGUGUGUGUGUUUGAACACAAGCACAAUUGAUUGGUGAUGAUGAUCAUAGUAAUAUUAAAUUAAAAAAAUGAUUUGUGAUUUUCUUUAGGUAAUUUCUUGCAAAGUAGGAAGCUGUCUGCUUAUUGCUGAUAAUGGCCAAAAUACCUUUUUAUUUUUUCUUGUGAUGCAUACUAUUUUAUGCUAUUUUAAAAAGUAAUUCAUAUUAUACGUUGCACAUUACAAUAAUAUAUUUUGUUUUAAAUUAUCGGUAUCUUUUUUUUUUUCCUUUGUGUUCAUUGUAAAUAAGUAACAAAGAUUGGCCAGAUGCAUUAAUUUUAAAUUAUGCUUACAUUUAGAAUUGGUUGGGUUUCUUAAAGUAUCAAAGUAAAAUCCUGAGUAAAUUUCUGUAUGUUGCUUAAAAAAAAAAAUAUUUGCUUAUCAUUGUAACUCCCAGAUGAGUAAGCUCUAUUGACAAUGCAAAAAAAAAUCCUAAAAAGAAUUUGAAAAAUAUUUCUAAUGGUUUGUUGGUGAGCAAACAUUCAGUAGCCUGAGGAAUUUUUUCCCUCUAUACUGUACUUUAUAAUAUAAUUAUUUCACUGUUUUGGGUGAAUACUAAUUUAUAUAUUUGGUGAUUAAAUUUGUCCUAGGGACUGUGUUCUCAAAUUUAUGGGUUUUAAAAUGCAAAUUCUCAAUGUUGUGUAAUUUUUAGUUUGUGCCACGCCUCUGCCCCACCCACAUGAACACAGGUCUUUUUAUCAUAAAUCCACCACUCAUUUCUUUUUAAGUGUAUAUGUAGCAUAACCAUUGCUAAUAUAUAUAUGGAUGAGGUAUUCUUAUGUGUAAUAGAUUUUACACUGUGUGAAAAGGAAUAUGCUACUCAAAACCUCAAGAAGAGAGAGUGCAUACCUUUUGCCUAUUGAAACUUUUAGCAUGGCAUUGAAGAUAUACAAAAUUAUAGUGUAAGUACCAUACAUUAUUCAAUUUGAGUAGCCUUUAAUGGUUUCAUUUUCAGAAAUAUUGGUAAAAAAAAAUUCCUUAAGGUAUAAUUAUAUAGUAUUUGUUUAUAUACUGUAUGUUCUGUUGAACAUACUGUGUAUUCAAAAGUAGGAAACACAUUUUAAUAUACUGUACCCGAAUUUAAGUUGAUUUCUGUAACCCAGAAGUGAUUUGCAGAAAAUUCAGAUUUCAUGUUUAUUUGUACAAAUGUAGUGUAUUGUUGUACAGUAAUCAUCAAUGCAGAAUGUGCACAAAUAGAACACAAAUAACUGCUGGUAUAAACUAUUAUAGGUCUUGGGCAAGGGGUGCUCUAUAUUUGAUCUGUUAAUACAUUUUCAAAUGUGAUUUUUUUCAACUAUUACAAUUUGCAAGUACUGUAUCAAAAAAAAAAAAAUCUAACAAAGACACAAUUCCAUUGUAAGCUUUAUAAUGUAAUGUACUCGAGAAAGCCCAGUGUAGGGUAAAACAAGCAAAUAAAGGCCUUUGCAGUUGUGUCUGUUACUCUUGGCAGCUUGCCAUUGUCUCCGCCAAAUAUUAUUUAAUUUUUAUUUACCUACUAUUUUCUAUUUCAUUGUUUUAGUUUCAAUCAAUUAGAUAUUAUCAUCAGACACAUGUGAUGUACUUAAAAAUAUAGUAUACAUUCAUGCCUUGGCAUCACUGAAUUUCCUCUUAUUAUUAAGGGGAGCUAUUUUUCUGUAUUUUUAAGGCAUUUACUGCUUCAAUUUGAAUAAGAAAAAAUAUAUAUUUUCUUAAAAUUUUCAGUGCUACAUGCUUUUUACAUAGAAAAGUGUGGGAUUCUAAAUGUUCAUAUAUGAUCCUUGACAUAUGAUAUUCUUCUUGAAAUUCAUUUCAAAACUAAUGACAAAUGCUUAAUAUCUUUUUUGUAAUGUAUCCACAACUCAAAUUUGUUUUUUGCAUUCAUUUUAAAUUACAUGUAUUUAAGAAUUUUUUCAACCUUCUGUCUUGCAUUCUGCAUGAUUUUAACACAAGAGGGUAGAUAAUCCAAUAAUUCCCACAUUUUGUAUUAUUAACCCAUAAGUAUUAAGCCAUUGCAGAUAUUUUCUUUAUUUCUUUUAUUCUAAUAAAAAUAAGAGCAUUAAGAACUUGCAAAAUUUUUAUAAUUUUAUGGUGUUUCUAAUUUAAAUCUUUGCUGAAGACUAAUACAAGAAAUAAAUUUUAAAGGUAAA
This is a messenger RNA of Cherax quadricarinatus, 4906 nucleotides long. NCBI's taxonomy places the organism in Eukaryota, Metazoa, Arthropoda, Malacostraca, Decapoda, Parastacidae. The record is from RefSeq and is a predicted model, not a curated record.